Messenger RNA from Cynara cardunculus var. scolymus (artichoke), 2172 nucleotides. RefSeq lists its product as uncharacterized. Bases 1 to 2172 code for a protein of 723 amino acids. The transcript has a single exon. NCBI's taxonomy places the organism in Eukaryota, Viridiplantae, Streptophyta, Magnoliopsida, Asterales, Asteraceae. The record is from RefSeq and is a predicted model, not a curated record.
AUGAACUCUACGAAAGAAGCCAUGCCGUGGGUGGGGCUGUAUGUUGCUAUGGCAUCUCUCCUUUGCACUCUUGCAAUGGCGGCCGAUGUCUUCCAAGGUUUUCGCCAACGGAAACUCUGGUUUCCAUGCAGAUUUUUCACCCUCAAUGCUACUUCCAUCACAUUGAUAGCAGUAGCACUGAAGCUACCGGUGGAUCUAUCAGAUGAUCCUGACAGUGAUGAUUGGAUCGUGAAGUCUAUCAGUAUCGUUUUCUUAUUCACCAUGUUAUCCAACUUUCUGCCUUCUUUAACGGGUAUGGAUGACAAGGAACUUUUAACGAACAUCAUAGCCUUGGCUAUUCUCAUCAUCACCAUUAUUGUAAAUAUGUGCAUUCAAUUAGUUGCUAAUGAAGAUAUUCUUGCAUAUUCACUGGUAGAAAUGUCUAUCAUGACAUUGUUCCCUAUAUGGCUAUUUUGGGCACCUUUAACAGUCCCAACAUCUAGAAGAAUUUUAGAACACCAGUACCACGAGUUGCACAGAUCGGCUUUAGAUUGUCAACAGAUAAAGUUCUCAUCCAAAGAACUCGUACGUCAUGUUAAAAGGUAUUGGAUGAUGGCGGAAACUGGUAACCCCCAAUUUGUGCUUGCUUGUUCACCCUUCUGUUCUGCUUCUGGGUUGAUCAGCUCAGUACUUGCUGCUGUAUCAAUUUCAAUGUUGUUAGAAAUGUGGGUCGAUGGAUUAUCUUUUUGGUCUAACUCUGAUUAUAAGUGGUCACUCCCUCUCAUUCUUAUCAUACAAUUAAUUGGGAUUGUAGUAGGCAGCAUUGCACCCAUUUUUAGAUGUAUUACAACUGCGAGUUAUUUCAACCUCUCCAUUUCAUGGAGCAUCAACCAUAUAAACAUGUUCAGAGUCGAAAAACAUUGGACCCAAAGGCUUCGGCACUGGAAACACAUCCAUGUCACUUCAUAUAUCCCAGGCCGCCAAUGCAAAAAAGUUUUCAAUCAUGUCAAAAACAUGAUUUUGAACAUUUGUAUAGCACUUCAGAUAACACUUGUGGUUAUAUGUAAAACGAUAUGUCUCAUUCCUACAUGCAUUAUGCUCUCUUUCUUUUCUUGUUGCCAUUUCGGCAACUCAUUGUUGAAAAGGUUUAAAAAGGACUCUCGUGAAUCCAACGACAAUGUGAAACUAGAGAUUGAAGAAUAUACUGGUUAUGUUCUACAAAUUGAAGACGAGGCAAAGCUUACAGAUAGAACAUUGAGAAAUAUGCUCAGAUCUAUAACUAAGCUUCUUCACAAGUCUGAAAAGAAACAGCCAAGAAAUCUUCUGAAGUUCCUAGAGAAGUCUACAGGAUUCAGUGGAGUAGGAGAGUUCGUCAAUGACAAAGUCCGACCUUCAUGUCCGGAAGAAAUCGAGAAUUGUUGGAGCCUAGUAGCCGUAACGUUAACAGUCAUUGCCCUUGCACUUCCUAACAUUGAAAAUGGCCAGGUCAAGGGGUUACUUUCUAGCAUAAAGGAAGGCCUCCGAUUUGUUAGACAUAUAGAAGAAACUCUCAAUGUAAAUGGUGAGUUGGUAAAGGCAAGAAAAACAGCUAAACGCAUAUGGAAUGAAGCCGAAGUAUACUGCAGUUGGCUGGAAAUUGAUCUUCAAAAUAAGGCUCGUGAAGGGAAAUCGUCAGAGGAUAUUCUUAGAUGGUUAGGUGAUGAAGCAUACAAGAUUGUGUUACAGUUCACAAAAUGCAAAACCAGAAGUCUAGAUGAUUCACAUCACAAGUUCAUUGCUGCAAGUUCCAUGUACAGAAUCAGCCAAACCAUACUGUUCCAUUACAAUGAACAAGGAAAUUGGAAAACCGAUAUGGAACUUUUUGAGUGGAUAUCAACUAUAAUUGCAGAUCUAUUAUGGGCUUGCUUUACCAACUUACCACGAGUUAUAACUCUGAAGUGUCAUCACGAUGCAAUAGAGAAAAGGAGAGAGAGAAUCCAGACUGCAGCUCGACUUCUUGGUGAAUCCAAAACUAUUCUGAACAUCCUUAAAGAAUGCCAACUUCCAGACUUAGAUCAGGAAUCAAUGGCAUACAUUGCUAAGUGGCAGGCACUACCAAAGAGUCAGAUACCCAACGGUCGUCUUUCUUCAGCUGGGAUUCAAUCAGCUCUUUCAUGUUCUAAUGAGUCGGUCACGGUAUCUAUAAUGGAAUAA